Messenger RNA from Blastomyces dermatitidis ER-3, 522 nucleotides. RefSeq lists its product as uncharacterized. The transcript is spliced from 4 exons. The record is from RefSeq and is a predicted model, not a curated record. NCBI's taxonomy places the organism in Eukaryota, Fungi, Ascomycota, Eurotiomycetes, Onygenales, Ajellomycetaceae. Bases 1 to 522 code for a protein of 173 amino acids.
AUGCACGCUGCACGAUCAGAACUUUACAAAGGCCUGGCCGUUCUGCUUCAGUUUUUCGAAGAGGUCAAGAAUAGCCCCGGAUGUUUUGAGAAUCGGGCCCUGAAGUCGGUUCUGUUCGCCCAUCGUUCCCAUGGCAACUGCUCAUUACCUUCCCCAAAACUCGACAUCCUGGCCCCAUUCGGCCGCAGCACCACUGAGAAGUCUCUUUUCGGCAAGUAUAUCACUACAGGCUACUACGUCGGCCUCGUCAAAAACUCUAGCAUGCCUGACAACGCCCUCGUCCACAACGCAGCUGCGGACAACAUCAAAUUCCAGCAAGUCCAUCCCACUGUCCCACUGUCCGACGAUGCCGUGAAGGCGGACAUCAUCAAAGCCAUCAAACAGCCCCCGAAUAAGAACCCGGCCAAAUUUCCCCCAGGCGAGCCGGAAUUAGUGACUUUCUCUUCACAUGCUCCGUACAGCCUGCAGGGGCGAAAGGAAGACGCACCGGACCGGAGCUGUGUGGAAGGCGCACGACACUAG